CGAGUAAUGCAUGGUCGUCAUUGAGAUCUUUAUGAAGUGAGGUGUCGCGUGAGUGUAUUGGCGCCAUGAGUUUGUACUGAGUAACAUGAGAGACGACCGACCCAUUCAGAUGCUCAACCCAUAAUAUCUUGCUCACUGCCUUUUACAUGUCUAUGGUUGUAAACAAGACCACUCACGGUCGAUGCAGGAAGACCAAGGGGCAACUCUCGAAGUCAAGCUGGCGUGAUAGCCAGAGGUGUCAAGUCACGCUGCCAGCUGGCACCAGCUGCUCAUAUGUCCUGUUUUACUGCUCAUGAUGACCUCAUUCCCUUAAUCGCGUCCAUCCAGUGUGAGCUUCAUAUGAGGUCCGCAACAGUCGCAAAAGGCCAUCUGUGAAGCAAAUUUCCUCCAAAGACCUAGGAUUUAUCUGAUGGAAUCGACAGAGAAGACAAUGGUCCGCCGCGCAGUCGUCUCAUCUUUCAUCUUCAAGUUCCCCCCCAAUCGGGGGCCGCAGGUCGCGCUGUUCCGGAGAAGCGAUAGCGUGCGGACAUAUCCCAAUCACCUUGCGCCAGUAUCGGGCAGCAUAGAGCAGGACGACCCCUCGCCCCUGGAUGCCGCCUGGAGAGAGAUACGCGAAGAGACCACGCUUACGCCUGCAACGUUGACAUUGCUCCGCCAGGGAAAGGACUACGUUUUCGCCGACGAGAAGAUUGGCCGCGAAUGGACGAUACAUCCUUUUGCCUUCCGCCUCAAGUCACACGAGGAUGAGUCUCGCAUCCAAAUCGACUGGGAGCAUAAGGGGUUCCAGUGGUUCGACCCCCACGAGGUCCGCGACGUCGAUGAGUUCGGUGGCGUGCCGCGACUUGCUGAGAGUCUAAGACGCAUCUGGUUCGAGAUUGAACUCGGCGAGAGCAGAGGAAAGAUUCUGAGCGAGGGGCUGCUCGCGUUACAGAAGGAUCACCAAAGCGGAGCGCGGCAGCUGGCGGGCAAGGCCCUUCAAGUUCUUCUUUCCGUGAUCGGAGAGAAGGCCAGCGCAGUGAAGGAUGGCUCCGUGGAAAAGUGGUGGCGCAAUGCCCGGCUUGCAGCGUGGCAUCUCUGGAAGAAUGGUAGGGAGAGCAUGGGAGCCGCAAUCCUGAACAACAUCGUGCGGUCGCUGGCCGUUAUAGAAAAGGAGGUACAGCAGACCAAGGAUUUCAAAGUGUUGGUUUGCGUGUACCACAGCGAUUGCCGUUUGUUCCCACACAAAGUCUCCCAGGCGUUCCUCGACUCCGUUACAAGGAAGGUGGGCGAUUUUGCAAUAUCGAGGGACUCUUCCAUCGACGGCAUCUGGAACUCCUUUGAGGCCUUCUUGCGAAACUAUCACGGCUCCGGCCGGCCCAUUCGGAUUCUCACAUUAUCAUCGAGUUCUACCAUCCUCGAGUGUCUGAAGAGAGCUAUCGCAGGCCUGGACUCAGAAGUCGACAUCCGCGUACUCGAGUCUUGUCCCUUGUUUGAGGGGGUUUCAAUGGCGUCCAGCUUGGUCAACCACCUCCGAGAAUCAGCGCCGAGAGAGCACAAGGUUGACGUCUCAAUCUUCACCGACGCCGCCGCCGCAAUCGCGAGUAAGGAUGUGGACAUGGUCCUCAUCGGCGCAGAUAUCAUUGCUGUGGAUGGUGCAACAAGCAACAAGACGGGUUCACUGCCGGCAAUCCUCUCUGCUAAGCACAGCUCACCUCAAGCCAAGGUAUUUGUUCUGGCUGAGAGUGAGAAGAUUAUGCCGUAUGAUGAUCCACCUAGGUUCGAAGAGAAUGAUGUUGAAGAGGUCGUUGCGUCAUGGAAGCACAGCAUCUUAGCACAACAGGCCGCUUCAAACGCCUUCGACAGCUCGCACGGGGCAGGCUCGGGAGAGAAAAUAGCGAAGGCGAACGUCAGGAACGUCUACUUUGAAUGGAUUCCCCCAAAUCUCAUCGACAGAUACAUGUUCGAGAACGGGGAGAAGAGCCCGACUGAUAUUUCGGGCAUCGUUGAGCGGGUACGCCGCGAAGCAGAUGCUUAUUUCUCUGAUGUUUAG
Messenger RNA from Colletotrichum phormii, 2029 nucleotides. RefSeq names its product NUDIX domain-containing protein. Bases 410 to 2029 code for a protein of 539 amino acids. NCBI's taxonomy places the organism in Eukaryota, Fungi, Ascomycota, Sordariomycetes, Glomerellales, Glomerellaceae. Gene Ontology annotation, molecular function: S-methyl-5-thioribose-1-phosphate isomerase activity. The transcript is spliced from 3 exons. The record is from RefSeq and is a predicted model, not a curated record.